AUGGCAAAGAAGGGCUAUGACUCCAAGCCUGCCCUCCAUGGAGCAGCCAUUGCCGAGGGCCGCCCGGGACGGCUGCAGCGUCACCUGAGCGGCGAGUACGAGGAGCUGCGAGACUUCCCCAUCUUCGAGAGCAACUUUGUGCAAGUGACCCGACACGGAGAAGUCGCCAACAAGGUGACCAUGGGGGUGGCCGCCUCCAGCCCGGCCCUGGAGCUCCCGGACCUGCUGCUGCUGGCGGGCCCCACCAAGGAGAAGAGAUGCCUGCAGCUGUUCGGACUCGUCCCCCUGAAGUUUGUGCAACUUUUUGUCCACGAUGAGAGCCAAUAUCAGCUCAAGGUCAAGUUCCACACGGGCCGCCUCUUCUACCUGCAGCUUCGGGCCGCCCCCGAGACCCGGGAGCGCGAGUUCGGCCAGUGGGUGCGGCUCUUGUACCGCCUGCACUUCCACUUGGCCGACGAGGGCGCGGUGCCCUUCACGCAGGCCAUUGCGGCUGACGCGUGGGAGGACGAGGAAGACAACGACGGCAAGGAGAACCUGGUGCAGAGCGAGCUGGACACCGUGGAAGCAAAACUGAACCCACCGCUGUCGGAGCUCUGGGGGCUCUGAGGUCUGGCCCCGCAAGCAGAUGGAUUAUUGAAGCUAAUAAAGUCGCACCCCUUGGGACGCAGCA
This is a messenger RNA of Suncus etruscus (white-toothed pygmy shrew), 670 nucleotides long. RefSeq names its product golgi associated RAB2 interactor 5A (gene GARIN5A). The record is from RefSeq and is a predicted model, not a curated record. NCBI's taxonomy places the organism in Eukaryota, Metazoa, Chordata, Mammalia, Eulipotyphla, Soricidae. The transcript is spliced from 5 exons. Bases 1 to 606 code for a protein of 201 amino acids. Gene Ontology annotation, cellular component: nucleus.